Molecule: messenger RNA, 2751 nt
Organism: Exophiala spinifera
Lineage: Eukaryota; Fungi; Ascomycota; Eurotiomycetes; Chaetothyriales; Herpotrichiellaceae
Exons: 3
Coding region: 1-2751 (916 amino acids)
Biological process (GO): positive regulation of G2/M transition of mitotic cell cycle; establishment of cell polarity
Cellular component (GO): cytoplasm; cell septum
Source: RefSeq, a predicted model, not a curated record
AUGAAGACUUCAUCGCGGAGUAGAGACACGGGCGCGAGCUUCGCAGCCCGCAGGGGGCAUCUCCCACAACUAUCUAUCAACGACGAAAGCCAUCAUAUCACCGAAACCAUUGGCUACCUCUACGAUGACGACGAUCUCGACCAAGAGGCCCGGAAUCACAGCGCAAACCAGCAUCAGCACAACAACUUCAAUACGCAUAGCGUUGUCAAUGGCAUACAGACGGAGAACAACCGAGCCAUAAGGAGGACUUCUAUACCGCGGAAGCAACUGCCAGGAAGAGGAAGCACGAAUGGACAUGAUGCGCCGCGCACGAAUGGCCUCUCUAGAGGCCCUUCAGUACAAGACCCAUCAUGGGACCGAGACCGAUCGUCCCCGUCGCCUCCCAUGGGCACUCGAGAGCGGUCACCGUCCGACACGGCUACAUCUUCUUUUCCUCUGAACGAUAUCGAGUAUGAAUCAAGUCCCGCUGGAUUGGCGCAAGAGUUGAGCAAUCUACAAGCUUUGCGGAGGAUGUCAAUGAAUGUUGGCGCUGCGGAUGACCCGGAUCUGCCACAGCUGAGCGCCGCUGGGAUGCCCAAUGCGCCAUCCUCCACCUCUAGCGAAGAUGAUUCCUCGCGACUGUUCUGGGUUCCGGCCCGUCUACAUCCCGAGUUGGCACCGAAAGAGUUCAAAACAUUCCUCGAGGGCAAGGCCGAGCAGAUAAGGCGCAGGUCGGGUGAAUUAUCUGCCUUUAGCUCACCAGCGUCGUCCAGAUCAAGCUCGUUAAGUGUCGAAGGGGGCAACCCUAGUUUGAGGCGAAAGAAGUCCAUGCUGUCUCGGCAGAUCAACAGCUCGAUAGGCUAUCAGGACGGCGCAGAUAGGCUGGAAAGGAAGAAGUCCCAAUCGCGACGGUCCACUCCGCAAGAUCCCAACCUACAGGAGCUGGAGACGUUGGUGGCCAACACUGUAGGUUUGUCAAACGUGGAACUUGACAAACCUGUGGAGGACGAUACAGGAGACAUUAUACUGCCAUCGGUACCCGGUUCCAGCCUUAAGAGGUCGACGAGGACGACAUACAGACGUGGCGGUAGUUUGAAAGGGAGAGGAGCCGAUCGCAGCACCUACGCGCAAAGAGCUGCAAGGAGAGCUGCCAGUGGUGGUCCGUCAGGCAGCAGGCCUGAGUCGCCCGAAACCAAUGUUCCGGCGAUGCCACCAAUUCCUAACUUUACCUCUGGAGACGUUGCCAAUCUCGCGCUAACACUUAAAGAUCCCUCGGCCUCACAAGCACCGUCACGGAGUGCUGCAAUGAACUUUUCGCGACCAGCAGGACGUGAUGCGUCACCAAACACUAGUAUUGGCUCGUCCGUCCCUUCGACCUUCGACUCGAUUUUUGGAGACGAUGAACCUUCGAGGCCCCCCAGCACAUCGAGCAUGCCAGAAAUACAACGCCCUUCGUCGGCACCACAAUCGCCUCCCAAAUCGAGCACCUCGGUUGAACGAAAAACCGUGCCCCAGAUCGUUGAAACACCACCUCCUGAAGAAACAUGGACGCAUACUCAACCUCCACGUUCAUCCUCCAUGCAGACACCGGUCAGGCACCCUGAAAGAGUAUCAUCCCGCGAAGACAAGGCUCGGAACGUUUCUCCUCAAAGGCCUUCUAUGCCAAGCAAGGGUUCACUACCGAGUCUCCCUGGGAGAUCUCCGCCAGCACCGAAUGCCAUGCCUCCACAGACCCGACCAACGCAAAGCCUUGAGCAGCCUUCGCCUCUCCCAGGAAACGAUACCAAUACCAGCAAUUUGUCAUUUAUUCCCACACUAACUGUGGACAGACGUGCAGAGAGUAAGAAGAAGGAAGAGAAGAAAUCUUCGUGGAGCUGGUUAUUGGGCAAAGAGGACGGCGACAAAGAGAAAAGUGAGAAACCAAAGGCCAAGAUUGCUAAGCCACCGCAACAGCACGACAACACCAGACUCGAUGUUUUGCAGGCUUCCAUCGAUGGUGGUGGAAAAGGUCGCGAGAGUCUCGUCCUCGAUCGUGAUAGUCUGAAGCUCGAUGAAGAACGGAAAAGGGAAAGUCAACGGAAAUCAUCCGGUAGUGACACGAAGAAGGAGAAAGAAAGUAUAUUUUCUACAAUAUUCGGCGGAAAGAAGGCCAAAGGAGACAAGGAGAGCAACUCCAAGAAGGCUCGUGAGCGUGGGUUGUCGCCAGAACCACCGUAUCGAGAGUUAAGACCCGACAUCGACUACAACUGGACGCGAUUUUCGAUACUGGAAGAAAGGGCAAUAUACCGUAUGGCCCACAUCAAACUUGCCAACCCACGACGAGCUCUACACUCCCAGGUGUUGUUGAGUAAUUUCAUGUAUAGCUAUUUGGCAAAGGUGCAACAGAUGCAUCCCCAAAUGAACCUACCCACAAGUGCGAAGCAGCAGAGGAAACAACAGCAAAAAGACCAGCAGCCGGACGAGUUUACCCAAUAUCAGCGGUAUCAACAGCAGCAAGCACACCAACAGGCCCUGGAGCACCAACAGCAGCCACAAACAUAUGGUGCGCAACAGGAAAUGAGUGAUACCUCAGCAUAUGAUUAUGGCAAUGGCUCUGGUUCGAGACCGAUUUCGAGAGGCAGCAAAACGUCGGUGGAGAAUGAUGCAUCAGCAUAUCAAGGAGGUGGAUACAAUCAAUACCAAUUUUCUCAACAGCAGCAGCAACAACAACAACAUCAGCAGCAGGGGCAAUAUGGAGCCCAGCUGGACGACGAUGACGACGAUAUGUGGUAA